Molecule: messenger RNA, 1673 nt
Organism: Cuculus canorus (common cuckoo)
Lineage: Eukaryota; Metazoa; Chordata; Aves; Cuculiformes; Cuculidae
Gene: PUS3
Product: pseudouridine synthase 3
Exons: 6
Coding region: 303-1673 (456 amino acids)
Biological process (GO): mRNA pseudouridine synthesis; tRNA pseudouridine synthesis
Cellular component (GO): cytoplasm; nucleus
Molecular function (GO): pseudouridine synthase activity; RNA binding
Source: RefSeq, a predicted model, not a curated record
AGAUGCUGUCUUCUGGGCUUGGCUUAUGCUGAAGCAUCUUCUGCCUCAGGCUCCAGGCCUUGGUGCUGCUGUCCGGCUCACCGCUCACCGACUCGUCAAAGACCUCCACUCCUCCAUCAGGCCUAGGAAUGCUUCGUGCUGCAAAGCGGGUUUGAAAAACCACAAGUUUGCAGGGUGCCGUUACGAAACACUGGAGCAGAUGGUGCGGCGGGAUGAAUGGCAGCCGUUCACACGCUGUCUGGAGUGUUGAUGCUGGCUGAGCACGACCCCAGGGAGCCACCAGCAGCUCCAAGACAGCAGCUAUGGCCGAGGGGAGCGUGGCAACCGACCAUGAGCAGCUCCUGAGGAGGGUUCAGGAGCUGGAAGAGGAGGUGAAGCGGCUGCAGGAGAAGCUCCAAGAGGACAAGGAGAGUGCUGGGAGAGAAGAGGCUCCUUCAGCCCCUGGAAAAGCCAAGAAACGCCAGCAACGGCCAUUCAAUUUUGGUGCCUACAGCCGCAGACACAUAGCAUUGAAAAUCGCCUACCUGGGCUGGGGCUACCAGGGUUUUGCCAGCCAGGAGAACACUGACAACACCAUCGAGGAGAAGCUCUUCGAAGCCUUGAAGAAGACGCGGCUGGUGGACAGCAGACAGACCUCAAACUACCACCGCUGCGGGCGGACAGACAAAGGUGUCAGUGCCUUCGGACAGGUGAUUUCCCUGGAUCUCCGCUCAAACCUGUCGGAGGGGAAGAAACUCAAUGGCCAUGAGGGUGUCUCAGAAGGCAAAGGCGAGGGAGAGGAGCUCCGCUACACCCAUAUUCUGAACCGGGUGCUCCCGCCCGACAUCCGGGUGUUGGCCUGGGCCCCUGUGGAGCCCGAUUUCAGCGCCAGGUUCAGCUGCCUCAAAAGAACCUACCAGUACUUCUUCCCUUGCGCCGACCUGGACGUGGCCCUCAUGCACACUGCAGCCCAGAGGUAUGUGGGAACCCACGAUUUCCGUAACCUCUGUAAAAUGGAUGUCGCCAACGGGGUGGUCAACUUCCAAAGAACGAUCCUCAGCGCCAGCGUGACGUGGGCAGAGACAGGCAGAGAAACAGGGCCGCAGGAUCCCUUCCGCCUGUGCCAGUUUGAAGUGACAGGACAGGCAUUCCUUUAUCACCAAGUCCGCUGCAUGAUGGCCAUCCUCUUCCUCAUCGGGCAGCGGAGGGAGAGCCCCGAGAUCAUUGACGAGCUGCUGGAUGUGGAGAAGAACCCCCGCAAACCACAGUACAGCAUGGCAGUCGAGUUUCCCCUCGUCCUGCAUGACUGUGAGUUUGAGAACCUACAGUGGCUGUACGACCGAGAAGUGCACAAGUUCAACGUUACGCACCUCCAGCGGCUCUGGGCCAACCACGCUGUCAAGACUCAAGUGCUGCGUAGCAUGUUACAAGGGCUGGAGGCUGCUCCCAUGGCUGACGGAAAGAGCACAGGGAGCAGCGGGAACGCCACCGCCACGUCUCUGCUCUACAGCCAGGUCAGCGGCUUCGUAGAAGGCGUCCAGGCGCGCACCUACAAACCGUUGCUGUCGCGGCCGCGGUGCGAGGGGCUCGAGGAGCGCGUCCAGCACUUCGUGCGCCGCGGCCGCAUCGCGGAGUCCCGGCCCGGCGGGGAACGCGGCCCCGGCAGCAAGCGGCUCCGCACGGGCGCCGAGUGA